Messenger RNA from Lethenteron reissneri (Far Eastern brook lamprey), 1573 nucleotides. RefSeq names its product RAB6A, member RAS oncogene family (gene RAB6A). The record is from RefSeq and is a predicted model, not a curated record. Gene Ontology annotation, molecular function: GTPase activity; GTP binding. NCBI's taxonomy places the organism in Eukaryota, Metazoa, Chordata, Hyperoartia, Petromyzontiformes, Petromyzontidae.
CGGCGCGGCUGCGCGGUGACGUCACGCGGCGGGGCGGGCGCGCAUGCGCAGUGUGCGGCUGGACGUGGCGGCGCAGCGGCAGCUCCAUCGAGACUCAAGGCCAACUCCCCCGAGGUGCCAUGGCAGGCGGCAGUGACUUCGGGAAUCCCUUGAGGAAGUUCAAGCUCGUGUUCCUGGGCGAGCAGAGCGUUGGCAAGACCUCGCUCAUCACGAGGUUCAUGUACGACAGCUUUGACAACACGUACCAGGCGACCAUCGGCAUCGACUUCCUGUCCAAGACGAUGUACCUGGAGGACCGCACAGUGCGCCUACAGCUGUGGGACACGGCUGGGCAGGAGAGGUUCCGUAGUCUCAUCCCCAGCUACAUCCGCGACUCCACUGUGGCGGUCGUAGUCUACGACGUCACCAAUGUCAACUCAUUCCAGCAGACGUCCAAGUGGAUUGACGACGUGCGAACCGAGCGAGGCAGCGACGUCAUCAUCAUGCUGGUGGGGAACAAGACCGACUUGGCGGACAAGAGGCAGGUGUCCAUCGACGAAGGUGAGCGCAAGGCCAAGGAGCUGAACGUGAUGUUCAUCGAGACCAGCGCCAAGGCCGGCUACAACGUCAAGCAGCUCUUCCGGCGCGUGGCGGCCGCGCUCCCCGGCAUGGACGCCUCUCCGGAGAGGAGCAAGGAGGACAUGAUCGACAUCAACCUGGAGAAGCCCAAGGAGCACGUGUCCACCGAGGGUGGCUGCGCCUGCUAGAGCGCCGCCGCGGGCGCCUUCUUCCCGCCGGGGGCGGCGGCGUCCCGUCGCCCUCCCCGCGUCGGCCGGGGGGCGGCUGGGGCGGCGCGGGCACGGGGCGGGAGGGAGGGAGGAGACGGAGGAGCCGCGCUCGCUAACCCCGGAGCCUCCGUUGGGGCGUGACGGGUGGCACGGGGGUGGUCGCGCGGCAGCCCUGGGGGUCGUGUAAAUAUACUACUACUUGGGUGUGUGUGGGCCUUAGCACAAUGUCGGUUUGGGUGGACGCGCACGGGCGGUGUGUGUGUGUGUGUGGGUACGUGUGUGUGUGCGCGCGCGCUCCUUGAGGGCUCUAGGUACCAUAGGAAGAUGAUCAAGACGCUAAAGCCGUGCGCUUCAGCGUGCGCUGAAUUUCUUUCGCGCCACCGUACGUGGCCGACCAUGCUAAUCGGAGGUGGUGGGGGGGGGGGGAGGUGAACGAAGUGACGGGGUCGCACGAUGGUGACGGCGGCCGCUUAUACACGCGGCUCGCUCUGGAGGGGGGGGGGUGCGGGGGCGGUGGGGCAUUGCCUCGCGCCGUCUGCGCCGAGCUUGGAAAUACCCCCCCCCCCGGGUUCAGCGAGCCCCCACCCCUUCCCCCUCCAUCGUGGAGAAGCGGAGUCCUGAGUGCCAGCGCUGCCCAAGGUGGCACAGACCGCCCGACCAUAUCCCACCCCCCCCCACUUAUUUUUUUCUAACAUUGUGGUGCAUCAUAGCGAAAGUUUCCAGUCACAUGACGCUCGUUGUGCUGUCCAUUCUAUUGUACAAUGCAGACACGUGGACGUUGAAACAAGGCGGUCAGUGGAAGUUGA